AUGCCGCCCAAGCCUCCGGCGAAACCACCACCCCCGCCUCAGGAUGGAGAAGGAUCGGCAAACUUACAAAGAUUUGACCGACGGCCAUCCAUGGGAGGUAGCUUCGCAGCAGCAAUGCAGCGGAUGAGGCAAGGAAAGAGCGGCUCAAUGAACCGGUCGGAGCGAUCCAUGUCCAGUCCGUCCAGGGGCGACAGCACACCGAGGAAGCCAACCAUGGUUGUGUCCGACUUCAUUCGCAUGGCGCAGCCGACAGUCACCAGCGAAGAGAACACUUUCCAGCAUAAGAUGAAGGACAAGAUCCGAAAAAUCGUGACGGGGCGAAUUGUGUCGAACUUCAUGGCGGGUGUUGUGCUCUUCGAUGCGUUUUGCACCUGCUCCGACGUAGAUGCUCGAGCUGCUGGGCUGGAGACUCCACGGUGGAUGCUAAUAGUAUCAGAUUUUUGCUUAGCGUUGUACACCCUUGAGCUGGGACUCCUUCUGUAUGUUUCAGGAAGGAAGCUUCUGCGUGACUGGAUGGUCAUACUGGACAUUGUGAUCAUCUUCUGCGGCUAUGCCGAGUUGCUUCUGAAUCUCUUCGCCCCUGGUGAUCUCAUUGCGAGCUUUAGCAUGCUUCGAGUCCUGCGCUUGGCACGAAUUAUUCGCCUGAUGCGCCUGCUUCGGAGGACUCGCGCCUUGCGCGAGCUUCAGAAGCUCGUGACCAUGAUGGCGACGUGCUUGAAGGCCCUUGGCUGGUCGUUCAUCUUCUGCUUUGUGAUCAUGACCAUCUGGGCCAUGCUUUUGGUGGAAAUAGUCCACCCCAUCAUGAAGGAAAUGCGCCUCGCCGAGGUGGCCUUCCAGGAUUGCGAUACGUGCCUGAAAGCGACUUCUUCCGUCAUGGACUCGAAUCUGCUCCUCUUUCAGACGGUCAUCGCAGGUGACAGUUGGGGCGACAUAGCUGUGCCCGUGAUCGAGUUCUCUCCGGGAACGGCAAUUAUCUUCGUAGGAUCUUUGUUGACGCUGGUCUUCGGCGUUCUGAACUUAAUUGUAGCCGUUGUCGUGGACACCUUCGCAGAAGUCCGACAGCGAGAUGUCUUGAAUCUAGCGGAAGAGAUGGAGCAUGAGAUCGAAAGUGACAAGAAGUUCUUGCAAAAGAUCUUCGAGCGAAUCGACACGGAUGGAAGUGGACGUGUCACUCUGGAGGAACUUGUGGAGGGCGCGCGGAAGGACCCCCAGUUCCAGAGCAGGCUCCGAGUCAUGGACAUCGACGAGGCAGACUUGCAACAGUUGUUCGAGAUGAUAGACAUCCACUCUGAAGGAGAGAUUGAUGCUGCUGAAUUCAUCGCUCCGCUCAGCCGUUGGGUACACGAGUCAACGACGGCGCCGCGAUUCAUCAAGUACAACAUGUUGCGGACAAUUCAGAUGCAGGAGGAGCUGCAAGAGGCUACGCUGACUCAGUUCGACAACUUGGGAUACAGGAUUGACCAGAUCGCAAAUGUGUUGCACCAUUUCGGGAAAGAGUACGCACCGAGGGAGCAAGCGGGGCCAGCUUCAUCAUCAUUGAAGCCGCAGCCAACCGCACAACCAAGGACCCUCGGAAAAGACCCAUUUCCAGCAGAUGAGCCCGCAGUCGAUCCGGAAGUGGAUGUUCCUCGCUACCCCACCAAAGACUCGCGAUCGAUGACGCAGGAGAGCUGGCAGAUGGGUGAGGCAUCCUCGUUUGGACCUCAGACGGCUCUCUCCCCGGCUAUCCACGUGGCGAUGCAGGAGUUGGAAAGCAUCGUCCUCAGUGCAACGGAAAGCGCGUUGCGGAAAUCCCUGGUUGCCGUGGAGAGCGCCGUCAAGGACUGUUGGCUGGAAGCUUACCGCCCUGAGACAGACAAAAGCGCACGGGGAGAGAGGACCUCGAUAGCUAUGCGCAGUGUCAGCUCCACUGCAAGCGCCAAGCACAAAUACUCACGAGGGUUCUCUGCAGAGUCUAUGGUCAAGAGCAUGAGCUCCACCAAGAGUACGACCCGGGCCCGUGCACCAAUCGGUGGCUUCGCUGCGCCUUCCUCCGGCCCUCCGAUGCAGCGGAUCUAUUCGGAGAAAGCGGAGGAGCGAGUCCACAAGCACUACAGCCUGCAAUUCACUUCCGAGGCUGACGAAAGAUAUUACGAGCCUUCCGACUUGGGAGAUGCAUCGCGUCAGCUAAAUGCCUUCACCUCAGAGGAGGAAUCCCCGAAGAAGGAGCCGGCUCCGCGUCCGUCCAUGGCGAAGCCAUGUGGCGAUCUGGAGAUCUGA
Molecule: messenger RNA, 2259 nt
Organism: Symbiodinium sp. CCMP2592
Lineage: Eukaryota; Dinophyceae; Suessiales; Symbiodiniaceae
Source: the annotation of a GenBank genome assembly